Messenger RNA from Pan troglodytes (chimpanzee), 3462 nucleotides. RefSeq names its product phospholipase A2 group VI (gene PLA2G6). Gene Ontology annotation, molecular function: long-chain fatty acyl-CoA hydrolase activity; protein binding. The transcript has 19 exons. The record is from RefSeq and is a predicted model, not a curated record. Gene Ontology annotation, biological process: positive regulation of ceramide biosynthetic process; cardiolipin acyl-chain remodeling. Bases 909 to 2795 code for a protein of 628 amino acids. NCBI's taxonomy places the organism in Eukaryota, Metazoa, Chordata, Mammalia, Primates, Hominidae. Gene Ontology annotation, cellular component: mitochondrion.
GAGUGACCUCGCAGGUGGGCGGGGCCUGGGGUCCGUUCCCCAACCUUCUCCGCGUCCCGGACUCCCAAGUCUCCGCCGGACCCUCCUUUGGGUAUUCCUCGUGUCUCCGAUUCUGAGUUUCUGCCUGGAGUUUGGAAGCUGUUUUCUGUCCAAGUCUCAGUUUCCUCAUCUGUGACAGGGGAACUGUACCUCCUGCCCUCGUAAGUCUGCCAUGAGGUUCAAAAUUUGAAUGAGAAAAUGUAGAAGACAGAGGGGGAAGACGGUGGGGCCUCCCCACCUGCCCCGCAGAAGAUGCAGUUCUUUGGCCGCCUGGUCAAUACCUUCAGUGGCGUCACCAACUUGUUCUCUAACCCAUUCCGGGUGAAGGAGGUGGCUGUGGCCCACUACACCUCGAGUGACCGAGUUCGGGAGGAAGGGCAGCUGAUUCUGUUCCAGAACACUCCCAACCGCACCUGGGACUGCGUCCUGGUCAACCCCAGGAACUCACAGAGUGGAUUCCGACUCUUCCAGCUGGAGUUGGAGGCUGACGCCCUAGUGAAUUUCCAUCAGUAUUCUUCCCAGCUGCUACCCUUCUAUGAGAGCUCCCCUCAGGUCCUGCACACUGAGGUCCUGCAGCACCUGACUGACCUCAUCCGUAACCACCCCAGCUGGUCAGUGGCCCACCUGGCUGUGGAGCUAGGGAUCCGCGAGUGCUUCCAUCACAGCCGUAUCAUCAGAGUCCGGAGUGCUCACCAGGUGCCAGGUCUUUGGGAGCUGAUUUCUACCCACCAUGAAAUUGAAUUUUCCCAACCCCCACAAGCUGUGCCAAUUGCGCGGAGAACGAGGAGGGCUGCACACCCCUGCACCUGGCCUGCCGCAAGGGUGAUGGGGAGAUCCUGGUGGAGCUGGUGCAGUACUGCCACACUCAGAUGGAUGUCACCGACUACAAGGGAGAGACCGUCUUCCAUUAUGCUGUCCAGAGUGACAAUUCUCAGGUGCUGCAGCUCCUUGGAAGGAACGCAGUGGCUGGCCUGAACCAGGUGAAUAACCAAGGGCUGACCCCGCUGCACCUGGCCUGCCAGCUGGGGAAGCAGGAGAUGGUCCGCGUGCUGCUGCUGUGCAAUGCUCGGUGCAACAUCAUGGGCCCCAACGGCUACCCCAUCCACUCGGCCAUGAAGUUCUCUCAGAAGGGGUGUGCGGAGAUGAUCAUCAGCAUGGACAGCAGCCAGAUCCACAGCAAAGACCCCCGUUACGGAGCUAGCCCCCUCCACUGGGCCAAGAACGCAGAGAUGGCCCGCAUGCUGCUGAAACGGGGCUGCAACGUGAACAGCACCAGCUCCGCGGGGAACACGGCCCUGCACGUGGCGGUGAUGCGCAACCGCUUCGACUGCGCCAUAGUGCUGCUGACCCACGGGGCCAACGCGGAUGCCCGCGGAGAGCACGGCAACACCCCGCUGCACCUGGCCAUGUCGAAAGACAACGUGGAGAUGAUCAAGGCCCUCAUCGUGUUCGGAGCAGAAGUGGACACCCCGAAUGACUUUGGGGAGACUCCUACAUUCCUAGCCUCCAAAAUCGGCAGACUUGUCACCAGGAAGGCGAUCUUGACUCUGCUGAGAACCGUGGGGGCCGAAUACUGCUUCCCACCCAUCCACGGGGUCCCCGCAGAGCAGGGCUCUGCAGCGCCACAUCAUCCCUUCUCCCUGGAAAGAGCUCAGCCCCCACCGAUCAGCCUAAACAACCUAGAACUGCAGGAUCUCAUGCACAUCUCACGGUCCCGGAAGCCAGCGUUCAUCCUGGGCUCCAUGAGGGAUGAGAAGCGGACCCACGACCACCUGCUGUGCCUGGAUGGAGGAGGAGUGAAAGGCCUCAUCAUCAUCCAGCUCCUCAUCGCCAUCGAGAAGGCCUCGGGUGUGGCCACCAAGGACCUGUUUGACUGGGUGGCGGGCACCAGCACUGGAGGCAUCCUGGCCCUGGCCAUUCUGCACAGUAAGUCCAUGGCCUACAUGCGCGGCAUGUACUUUCGCAUGAAGGAUGAGGUGUUCCGGGGCUCCAGGCCCUAUGAGUCGGGGCCCCUGGAGGAGUUCCUGAAGCGGGAGUUUGGGGAGCACACCAAGAUGACGGACGUCAGGAAACCCAAGGUGAUGCUGACAGGGACACUGUCUGACCGGCAGCCGGCUGAACUCCACCUCUUCCGGAACUACGAUGCUCCAGAAACUGUCCGGGAGCCUCGUUUCAACCAGAACGUUAACCUCAGGCCUCCAGCUCAGCCCUCAGACCAGCUGGUGUGGCGGGCGGCCCGAAGCAGCGGGGCAGCUCCUACUUACUUCCGACCCAAUGGGCGCUUCCUGGACGGUGGGCUGCUGGCCAACAACCCCACGCUGGAUGCCAUGACCGAGAUCCAUGAGUACAAUCAGGACCUGAUCCGCAAGGGUCAGGCCAACAAGGUGAAGAAACUCUCCAUCGUUGUCUCCCUGGGGACAGGGAGGUCCCCACAAGUGCCUGUGACCUGUGUGGAUGUCUUCCGUCCCAGCAACCCCUGGGAGCUGGCCAAGACUGUUUUUGGGGCCAAGGAACUGGGCAAGAUGGUGGUGGACUGUUGCACGGAUCCAGACGGGCGGGCUGUGGACCGGGCACGGGCCUGGUGCGAGAUGGUCGGCAUCCAGUACUUCAGAUUGAACCCCCAGCUGGGAACGGACAUCAUGCUGGAUGAGGUCAGUGACACAGUGCUGGUCAACGCCCUCUGGGAGACCGAGGUCUACAUCUAUGAGCACCGCGAGGAGUUCCAGAAGCUCAUCCAGCUGCUGCUCUCACCCUGAGGGUCCCCAGCCUCUCACCGGCCCCAGCUGACCUCGUCCAUUCAGCCCCUGCCAGGCCAGGCCCAGCCACUGCCCUCCCGGGCAGAUCUGGGCCCAGGCACCUCUGAGUCCAUAGACCAGGCCUGGGAGAAUGCCAAGCUGCCUGCCCGAGGCUGGUCCUGAAGGCCUGUCUCCCACUAACCCCGCCUUCCAGCACUUUCUGUCAUUCCAGGCUGGGAAAGUUUAGAGCCCCCUUUGGCCCCUUUCCCUGACUGUCAAGGACAACUGACUCCCCCAUCAGCUCAAACAUUAAGGGUACCCGGGCACAACCAUACCCCUGCCCCCAGCCCCAGCCUCCCUGAGAGCCUGCAGGGCUGCCUCUGCCCCAGCCCCCAGCAAGGGCACUCCCAGGCUUCCUGGUGGGUGCAGCCCACUCCCUCUGCCCUCUGCUCCGUUCCCUGGGGGCUGGGACUAAAGAAACGGGGUGUCCCCCACCCCAUCAGCUGGGAAAGCCCAGGCCGCAGGAGUGGGAUGCCCGUUCGACUUUGCCCCUCACACUGGCCCAGCCCCUCACACUGCCCCACCCCGAGAACCCUCAGCUCUCAAAGGUCACUCCUGGGAGUUUCUUCUUCCCAAUGGAAGUGGCUUAAGAGCCAAAACUGAAAUAAAUCAUUUGGAUUCAAGUUCA